CUCGAGUCCGAUUGACAAGAAAGGAAGGGUCAAAAACUUUUCCACCCAUCGAGAGAAUUAGAGAGGAAAAUGGCAUCCAUUUCCUUUCCUUCCUCUCGGAGCUGCUUCUGCGUUGUGAAUCCCAGUCCCUGUUCCACCAACCCUCCUCAUCUCUCGAAUCCUCCAACCAAUCCGACCGUUCAGCUCUGGGCACACCACCAUGUCAGAAGAAGAAGAGUGUCAGUGUCUGUGUCACCUCUUCCCUCUCCUCUUUCCACGUCGAGAGUUUAUCCAUAUCACUUCAAAAUCAACAAAAACAGGCUCAGCCAUGUCAAUUUCAGACUCAAUUCAGUUAAUUGCUUUAGCGAAAGAUCAUCAGAAUCUGAAACCCAAGUGGGUUCGUCGUAUCACCCCAAAAUCAGUAAAACGAAGCUCAACCAUGUCAAUUUCAGACCCCAUUUAGUCAAUUGCGUCAGUGAAAGAUCAGCAGAAUCUGAAACCCAAGUGGGUUCGUCGUCGGCCGGAGUCGAUGGCGUUGACACUGGGCUCGACGUGGAAUGUCUCGUGACGUCUUCUUCAUCCUCUGAAGCGGAUGAGCUGUUGAAGAGCUCGACAAUGGAGAUUACAGAGGAUUCGUCUUCAUUGAUGAUGGAAUUAUGGGAAUGGGCACUGCUGAUUUCGCCAUUCUUCUUCUGGGGAACGGCUAUGGUGGCCAUGAAGGAAGUGUUGCCCAAGACUGGUCCUUUCUUCAUAUCGGCAUUCCGGCUUAUACCGGCCGGUUUUCUAUUGGUUGCCUUCGCUGCCUCACGAGGUCGGAAUUUCCCUUCUGGACUCACUGCUUGGCUCUCCAUCUCUCUCUUUGCACUCGUUGAUGCUACAUGUUUUCAGGGUUUUCUUGCAGAAGGAUUAGAAAGGACAUCAGCAGGUCUGGGCAGUGUUAUAAUUGAUUCACAGCCGUUGACCGUGGCUGUACUUGCUGCAUUGUUAUUUGGUGAAUCUAUUGGGUUGGUUGGAGCUGCUGGGUUAGUUCUUGGUGUCAUAGGUCUUUUACUUCUUGAGGUACCUGCACUUGCUUUUGAUGAGAGUAACUUUUCAUUGUGGGGAAGCGGGGAGUGGUGGAUGCUUCUUGCAGCGCAAAGCAUGGCAGUUGGUACUGUCAUGGUCCGCUGGGUUUCCAAGUACUCUGAUCCUGUCAUGGCUACUGGAUGGCACAUGGUUAUUGGUGGUCUCCCUCUUGUAGCGGUCUCCAUCCUUAAUAAUGAUCCUGCCCUGAGUGGGAGUUUGAAGGAGCUUACAACAAGUGAUCUUCUGGCGCUUCUGUAUACCUCCAUUUUUGGAAGUGCCGUCAGCUAUGGUGUAUUCUUCUACAAUGCUACAAGAGGUAGUCUUACAAAGCUCAGCUCCCUCACCUUUCUAACUCCAAUGUUUGCUUCAAUUUUUGGGUUCCUCUAUCUUGGUGAGACCUUUUCACCUGUGCAACUAGUUGGAGCAUUUGUUACUGUGGGUGCAAUAUACAUGGUCAAUUACAAAGGUAACGAAUGAGGUGUGUAGAAAAUGGGUGCAGUUACUGUGGGUGCAAUAUACAUGGUCAAUUACAAAGGUAACGAAUGAGGCGUGUUGAAAAUGGGUGCAACUAAUUGUAAACAGAGAAAGUAAGAAGAUGUCAGGUUGGCUCGUCUUCCAGUCGCUAAUAUGUAGCUGCCAUCAUCGUCUAGUCUCUUAUCUUGGCACACCAGUCAUCAAGGCCUAAAUUUGAUGCAGGGGACCAGCUUCUUUUCAUGGGAACAUUUUGUUUUAGAUGAAGGUAAAAGGAGCAUCUAUUCUUUAAUAUUUGUCUGUAAAUAUUGUAAAUGUGUCGAGGCCUAUAUAGCAUGGUAUGUAUUAUUGACAUGACAAUGUGUUUAUCGAACAAAACAUGAAAUUAAUAGCGUAUAUACUUCACAGA
Cornus florida is the source of this 1924-nucleotide messenger RNA. Its product is annotated as WAT1-related protein At3g02690, chloroplastic. Bases 70 to 1521 code for a protein of 483 amino acids. The record is from RefSeq and is a predicted model, not a curated record. The transcript has 7 exons. Gene Ontology annotation, cellular component: membrane; chloroplast. NCBI's taxonomy places the organism in Eukaryota, Viridiplantae, Streptophyta, Magnoliopsida, Cornales, Cornaceae.